GGAGUGGCUGGGGACAUCCCCCUGCUGAGCGAGCCACAGGAUAAAUACUUCCUCCCUGAGUGACUCCAGGCAGACAGCCCAGCCUGGCAGGAUGGACACAGCCGCAGCCCGCAGGCACCCAGGUAAGGAGCAGCUGCUCGCACUUUUGGGGGGGGGAGGUGGAUGGCGGGGGCACCUGGUAUGUUUCCCUUCAAGGCAGCUUUUUUGUCAGUCUGCCACAAAGAGGCUGAUUUGCUGGGGGCUCCAUUCUUGGGACCCCCCCAACAUAAUAUGUUGUUGGGGGGGUCCCCAGAACAGAGCCCCACACACACAAAAAACCAACAACCCUCACUGUUUCUAACUGGUGCUGGUGACAUCCUGUCUUGCUGCCAGGCGGGCUGGGACAGGCGCUGUUGGGGUUGGACUGGGGAGCUGGCGGGUCAGUCCCAGCCAGCACCGCCUUUGCCACAGCGCUUAAUUGCUUAUGGGGGGGGGUCAGCGCAGUGGUUGCACUCAAUCUGUACGCCAUGGUCCCUGCCCCCCAGAGCUUCCAAGCAAAACCAAGAGCAGUGGAAGGGGAAACUGAGGCCCCGAGGGGCAGUGAGUGGGCAGGGGUGAGAAUAGACCCCUGGCUGCCAGCCCAGUGCUCUAGCCAUGCUGCAGCUCCCAGCCUGCCAUGCCUCAGUUUCCCUAUGUGUGAGAUGGGGGAAUCACAGGUGGUCAGUGACUGUGCUCAGAUGGGGGAGCCAGGGACAGCAGGGAAAUCAUAUAGCGCCAAACUCCUCUGAAGGGCAGAAGCGAAGGGGCUGGAGGAUGUGUUCCCAGCUCCUCCCCCCCACUCCUGCAGUUUGGUUUGCGGGGACAGGCUCAACUGUGAGGCCUUCGAGAGUAUCUCUUCCAUCCCCUGCCCUGCACGCGGCCCAUAUGUGAGGAACAACAGCCAUGAAGGUGUGGUGGGGGGGUGGCGGGGCAGGGAGGCAGGUGGCUGCUUUGGUUACAUGGGUGCAGAGCUUCCAAGGGGUUCAGCUGCCGAGCCGCCAUUGAGUUCAGUCCUUUGGGGGUCUGGGCCCUCGCAGCCCAUCCUGUGUCUGGAGGGUAAGAGGCCGGGGCAGCCAGUAGGGGCCCAGUGCUGGGACGGAGCCUGGAGGGUGAGGCAGAACAAAGGAGCAGCAGGGUGAAUGCAGGGCUGGGGGCUUAGGGUAUUUAGCAAGCCAAGCCCUGGCCACAAAGCAUGGAGCCCCCUGUUGUAUCAUUACCCCAUUGUACAGAUUGGGGAAACUGAAGCACAGUGACAGGAAGGGUCACACAGCAGCAGAGGCAGGAUGAGAACCCAGGCCACCCUUCCAUAGAAACAGGCUAAGCCCCCCUGCCUCUAGGUGGGGCACUGUGGCUUGGAGCACCCCAUGGGCAGGGCAGGCUGCUUCCAUUCCCCACCCCAGCCAAGCCAAGCCAAGCUAAUGCUGCCUUCUCUUGUGAUCCCAGGUGUGAUGGGAGCUGUUCCCUGGCUCCCUCUAGUCCUCCUCUGCGGCUGCAGCCACUUCCAGAGCUCAGAUGCAGCUUCCAGCCUGCGCCCAGAGAUCAUUACGCCCCUGAAGCCCGUGAAAAGUCCCACUCUAGGGAAAUGGUUCAGUGUCAGCUGCCAGGCUCAGAGCCCCUUCCCGAGGAUGACCCUCAUCUACUGGCUGGCAAACGGCUCCUUCGUGGAGGACCGAUACCCGGACGAGGCAGUGAGCGAAGGGGACGUCCUAACAGAGCCCAGGGGCACCAGGGUGCUCCUGACCCGGGAGCUGCUCUUCCGCUCCUUCUCCUGGCGGGACUGGAGCACCUCGUUCCUGUGCAUGGUGAGGAACCCAGCGGGGCUGGAAAAGGGACUGGUCCACUGGGACCCUGAGCCGACAGCCCAGAUCUCCGAGCCGCAGCAGGAGACAAGGCAGGACGUCCAGACCCUGACAAGCACCCCCACCAUGGACUGGGCCGAGAGCACGAACUGAGCACAGGGACCGCAGCACCGGCCCCCGAGAGGCAGCGAUAUUGUGCCCAUGGCGGCCAAGCUCCACUUCCCUGGCAAAGCCCUGCCAGCCUCCCUCCACGGCCCAGCUGCCUUCCCCUGCCCCCUCUGUGUCUGCUUGGAGCCCUGCAGGGCCACGGCGCGGCUGCCCCAGAGGCCAGGGGCUGGCUAUAGCCCCACCCCAAACACACUGCAUGGUGAGGGAGGCUGCCACAGGACUUGCCCUUGGGCCAUGGCCUGGGAAAGGCCGCCCUUCCCCCCUCCACUGCUCUGGCAGGAUCAUUCUCAACCCUAGUGACCAAAGCCACCCCCUGCUGCCAGCCCAGCCUACGAGUGAAGAGCAGGGUCCCUUCAACAGCUGCCAGCAAUGCCCUGCCCGUGACAUGCCUGGGGGGCAGCACCAGCUUGGGGCAGAGGCUGGGAGACCAGCACCCGCUGGCCUGUGGCUGCCAGCUCUCCCCCCACUUCGCACAGUUUCUAUUAAAUAAACACACAACGCUCUGCC
Gopherus evgoodei (Goodes thornscrub tortoise) is the source of this 2492-nucleotide messenger RNA. RefSeq names its product interleukin 18 binding protein (gene IL18BP). The record is from RefSeq and is a predicted model, not a curated record. The transcript is spliced from 5 exons. Lineage: Eukaryota; Metazoa; Chordata; Testudines; Testudinidae. The coding region runs from base 1383 to 1970 and encodes 195 amino acids. Gene Ontology annotation, molecular function: interleukin-18 binding.